This is a messenger RNA of Moneuplotes crassus, 990 nucleotides long. Lineage: Eukaryota; Ciliophora; Spirotrichea; Euplotida; Euplotidae. The record is from the annotation of a GenBank genome assembly.
GAAAAUAGUGAGCAAAUAUGAAUUUUGAUAACCAAACCACCAGGUUCAGCAUCCUAAAGAAAGUUGGAGGUAAACUCAAGCAGAGCGCGAGCAAUAAUAUGAGAAUUCAAGAUAAUUCACAGACUUUGAAUGGCGACCUUGUUGAGGUCAAAAGUCCAAAAAAGUCGAGAUUUGGACAUAAAUAUCAGAAGGUCAAGGCUAGGUUCUUAGCAGGGAUUUAUCAGAAAUAAACCCCGUAUAAAAUUCAAUUCGAUGGCUAAGAGAGAAAAGAGUAACGACUACCGCUUUUCGGUUGGUAGUAGACCCUCACCUAUAUUGGAUGAGAGCCAGACCUCUUUCUAUAACAAUAUGUGGGACAGCUUCUGUGAAGAUAUCUGACCGAGAGAGUCCAACCGAUUCUCCAAAGUUAUCACAGAAAUGCUCAGUGGCUUAAAGGAGGGCAAAGAGAAAUUCCAGCCUUAUAAGCAUAAUUUAGGAAACCUAGAGGGCGUGCUUUUCUCCCCAUCUCGGAUAAAGCCGAUUCUAAACAGAAAGAAUGAGGAUAAAGAUCAGAAGAGAUCGGCAUAUACCAGCCUUAUAUCCAGGAGGAACACUAAUUUUAAGAACAGGUUGAAUUUGUACAAACCGAAGAGCAAGGCCCAAGUCAUAAAGACUUAUCCUUCGUUUGAUAACAGGAUCGAAGGCCUAGAAAAAAUUCCUUGUGAAUUCCCAGAUACUCCAUGCAUUGCUUCAAAGAGGCCUUCAUUCCAAGCACGAGGGAUGCCCAACUCCCUCAGAAGGUUCACAAUGGGGAAGCAUCGUCCAGGUGUGAACUCAAGAAGAAUAUCAAUCUCGAACUCUCCGAUCAAGAUGUCUUUGCCCAAGGCACGCUCGCUCAGCAAGAAGGAGAACUUCUCCAUUUAUAAGAUCAGAGAAGACCGGUCUAUUGCGAAGAGCAACUUUUUCUUCAAGUCUUAGUAUAGCCAACCAUCAAUCUUCUUGAUUAACUCU